AUGACUGCUAUUGAACAGCAGGAAGUUCAUUUUACGAAGCUAAGCUUAGAAGAAAGAUGGGUGUUGAGGGAAGCAAGAAUCGCGCAGCCGGUGUUACUUGGUCAGCUGCUCCGCCACCUGGGCGGCGUGCAGGGCUACGAGGAAGUGUGGAAGGGCUGGGCGUUCGGAACAGGUAUCAUCCUCUGCUCGCUCCUCUACCUCUUCACUUUUUACUACCACAGUUUUAACGUCCGCAAUAUUGGCAUGAAGAUGAGGAUUGCCAGUUGUGGUCUCAUCUACAGAAAAUCGUUGCGACUGAGCCAGUCCGCCCUUGCCAACUCAACUGUAGGAAAAAUAGUGAACCUCCUUUCCAACGACGUGCAAAGAUUCGAUACAGCUCUCAUUUUUUUCGAUUAUUUAUGGAUUGCUCCAUUGCAGCAACAUUCAACUUUGCACGAGCAAAGAUGCUUCAUGGGAAAGUACAUGACUACCUUAGGCUACAUGGGGCGUGUCUUUGCGCGACUGCGUCAAAUGAUUGCGCAGCACACGGACGACCGCGUGAGCAUCCAGAACGUGAUCAUCAACGCCAUCAAGGUCAUCAAAAUGUUUGCUUGGGAGCAUCGCUUCAUCUCACUCGUUUCUGAGGCUAGGAAAAAAGAAAUCGGAGUUAUCCGUAGCAGCAAUCUCCUGAAAGCUGUCAACGAGGCCCUGUUCUUCAGCUCUGCUAAGCUGGCGAUCUGUUUGACAGUCAUAACCUACGUGCUCACUGGGAGCUUAGUCACCGCUGAAAAAGAUUUCUUCGCUCAGGCCGAAAUUCAGACUUCCCAAAAAAACUUAUCAGAAAACUUCCCACGAAUGAGUAAUAAGCAUGGUGCUGAGAUCCGCGGCCUAACAGCCUUGUGGAACGGAGGAAACAGGCCGACGCUCUGUGAUAUUACUGCGACGGUGUACGCCGGGGAGCUACUGGUGAUCGUUGGGCCCGUUGGCUCUGGCAAGAGUUCCCUCUUGCACUCAUUGCUGGGAGAGCUGACGGAGCUGCAUGGCAGCGUUGACGUCUCCGGCAAGAUCGCUUAUGCCGCUCAAGAACCCUGGCUUUUCUCUGACUCCGUCAGGCAAAAUAUCCUUUUUGGGGAAAAAUACAAUCCUCAAAAAUACGCUGAAAUCUUACGAGUUUGCGGCCUAGAUGCAGAUCUCAAGCAGCUGGCCGAUGGCGACCUAACAUUCGUUGGAGAGCGCGGCACAACACUCAGCGGUGGUCAGAAAGCGCGCAUCAGCUUAGCACGAGCGCUGUACCAGGAUGGCGAUGUUGUGUUGCUGGACGAUCCGUUGAGCGCGGUAGACGCGGCUGUGGGCAAGCAGCUGUUCGACCUCUGCAUCCGCGGAUACCUGCGUCGUAAAGCUGUCAUCCUCGUCACCCACCAGCUGCAGUACAUCAGCGCCGCCCACAACAUCCUCGUGCUGCAGUACAUCAGCGCCGCCCACAACAUCCUCGUGCUGCUCGAGGGAAAAUGUGCGUUUUUUGGUACAUACAAACAACUGAGGAACAGUAACAUCGGGAUCGAGAUGAUGCUCGACGCUGACGAUCAAUCGACGCCGCUAAGUCACGCACCUUCUACAGUGUCAUCAUUUCUUCCACCUGUCAAUUGCUUGAAGAAAGGCCUGUCGAAUGCUUCUCAGUAUGGCAGCGUGACGAGUCCUGGCAGCACAGACAAAACCAAGUGGAAUGUUUCUCGUAAAGGCUCUCGGAAGUUUUCGGAAAGUUACCAGGGACGACGCCAAAGUUUUGUUGAAGCGCUGCGCGUCAUUCCGCGACCGGAGGAGCAGCGUGCGGGAGGCUCCGUCUCGUCUGCUGUGUACCUGCAAUACUUCCUCAGAGGAGGAUCCUGGGCAUGCAUCCUGCUACUUAUCUCAUUAAACAUCGUCACUCAAUUGGCGUUCUCUGGAUCAGACUUUUGGCUCGCGCUAUGGACCAACAAAAUUCAAGAGGAAACGAGCCGGGACAAAAUGAAGGUCCUGAACGUGGCGAACGAAACAGGAGAAAGUUUAGAAAAUGUCGACACGUUUACGUCAAUGAAUUUUGUAAACAUAUACGGCGCACUUGUGGGUGGCGUGCUCAUUCUGUCUCUGGGACGGACAGUGUUAUUCUUCAUGAUGUGCUGUGUGUCGUCACGACGCCUACAUGACAACAUGUUUCAAGCGGUCAUGCGCGCGCCCAUGAGAUACUUCGAUACUCAUCCUAUUGGCGAGGUGCUGAACUGCUUCUCCAAGGACAUGGGGCAAAUUGACGACCUGCUGCCAAUGUGCUUGUGGGAUUUUUUGACAAUCUCAUUGAACACGGUGGGAAUUAUUGCGAUGAUUGCGUUCAUCAACCCCUACAUGCUCAUCCCAACCGUCGUAUUAAGUGUCGUCCUCAGCUUCUUGCGACUCCUUUAUUUACGCUCCGCACGGGACAUCAAGAGACUUGAAGCAAUUACGCGCAGCCCAGUGUUCACACACCUGGGCACAUCACUGGAUGGCUUGACCACAAUCAGGGCCUCCCGCACCCAGCGCUCCUUCAUCAAAGGCUUCGAUGACAUUCAGGAUUUACACACGUCUUCGUGGUCAACGAGUGCAGCGACGACGCAAUGGUACGGACUGGCGCUUGAUGGCCUCUCGUCCUUCUUCGUCGCUUGCGUCAUCAUCACAUGUCUCGCUGAUCAAAGCCACCGCAGUGGUGAUGUUGGACUGGCCAUCUACUGCGCACUGAUGCUCACCAACACCCUUCAGUGGGGCGUUCGGCAGUCAGCCGAGGUGGAGAACCAAAUGACCUCUGUGGAGCGGGUAAUGGCGCUUAGUGAACUGCAGCCAGAGGCCUCACUGAUCAUGGAUGAAGACCAAAACAUACAGCCAGGGUGGCCAAGCACUGGAGAGAUUGAGUUCAGGAACGUGAGCCUUCGCUACGAGGAGCAGCAGCCGCUGGUGCUGAAGAACGUCUCAUUCCAUAUAACUCAAGGGGAAAAAAUCGGCAUCGUGGGCCGUACAGGGGCGGGUAAGUCAUCGCUCAUGUCGUGCUUGUUGCGCUUGACGGAACCCACCGGACAGAUCAACAUCGACGGCGUGGACAUCGGCAAGCUCGGACUGCACACUCUCCGCAAGAACAUUUCCAUCAUCCCUCAAGACCCAGUUCUAUUCAAUGGCUCUCUUCGUAUGAACUUGGACCCGUUCAACAAGCAUGCAGAUGAGCAACUGUGGAAUGCACUUCACGAUGUGCAAAUGAAGGAGGCGGUGCGGGCGAGCCCCGACGGCCUGGAUCACACUGUGGAGGAGGGCGGCAGCAACCUGAGUGCGGGGCAGCGGCAGCUCGUGUGUCUGGCUAGAGCCAUCCUCUCGCACAACCGCAUCCUGCUCAUCGAUGAGGCAACCGCCAACGUAGAUUCCAUGGCCGACGAGCUGAUUCAGCGUACAAUCCGCGAGAAGUUUGAGCAAUGCACGGUGCUGACAGUGGCCCACAGACUCCACACUGUCAUGGACAGCACAAGAGUGAUGGUGCUUAGUGACGGAGAAGUCAAGGAGCUGGACGCCCCGCACUCGCUGCUGCAGGACCGCGCCUCGCUCUUCUCGCGCCUCGUGUGCCAGGCCGACGACGCCACCGCGGAGCGCUUGCACAACAUCGCAAGAGAGGCGUACAACAAACGCAAUAUUUUCACUACGCAUUUCUGA
Messenger RNA from Hyalella azteca, 3678 nucleotides. RefSeq names its product ATP-binding cassette sub-family C member 4. Gene Ontology annotation, cellular component: membrane. Lineage: Eukaryota; Metazoa; Arthropoda; Malacostraca; Amphipoda; Hyalellidae. The transcript has 27 exons. Gene Ontology annotation, molecular function: ATP binding; ATP hydrolysis activity; ABC-type transporter activity. Gene Ontology annotation, biological process: transmembrane transport. The record is from RefSeq and is a predicted model, not a curated record. The coding region runs from base 1 to 3678 and encodes 1225 amino acids.